Molecule: messenger RNA, 963 nt
Organism: Closterium sp. Yama58-4
Lineage: Eukaryota; Viridiplantae; Streptophyta; Zygnematophyceae; Desmidiales; Closteriaceae
Source: the annotation of a GenBank genome assembly
AUGACACUGACAGCGCUUGCCACGGAUCUGGAAGCAACCAGGAAAAGGGUGGAGGAAGCUGAGGGAAGGGAAGAAAGGUUUGUGGAGGAGCUGGUGGGCGUGAAGGCGGAACUGGGAAAGCACAAGGAUCGUCUGUUGGUGCUGGAGGGGACUCUUGCAGACCGUGAGCUGGAGUUGGGAACCACAAUGGGAGAGGUGGCAGCGCUGAGAAUGGAGCUCGACGCACUGAAACGUGACACUGAGAAGAUAUGGGAGGCCGUCCUCUCAGCAGCACCAGCUCGCACCUCGUUGGACGCGAAGAACAUCUCAUGCCUUUCUGAUUCAGCCCUUGCUCGCAUCUCCGAAAUGACACACCUGCAGUCCAUCGGCCUUGAUGGCUCCUCGGGUUUCAGUGCCGAGGGCAUCAAGCAGCUGUACAGGCUGCCCCACCUGCGAGGGCUGGACAUGCGCAACACGCCCAUCUCAGAUGAUGCCCUGCACGGCAUUGGGGUGCUCAGCAGCACCCUUCACAUUCUCAGCCUCGUGAACACCUGUGUGACAGAUGCUGCCCUGCAGCAUGUGGCAGCCCUCUCCUCCCUGACGCUGCUAGAUCUGGUCGGCUGCCGGCUUGUCACAUCUGCUGGCAUGGUGCACGUGGGGAAGCUGGUGCACCUGGAAGACCUGCACCUGGGCUCCACUGGGGUGAAGGACGACGGGUUGCAAUAUCUUCUCUCCCUUACCAAGCUCAAGAUCCUGGCAGUGCCACCUGGUGUGACCGAUGCUGGUAUGGAGCAGGUUGCGCAGUUUAGCGAACUGGAGCGGCUUGACCUGUGGGAUUCGACUGUGACGCAGAAAGGGGUGGGGAAGCUGAUGGGCUUGCCCCGUUUGAUGCGAAUUAGAACUAACGUCAAUGCGUUGGAUCUGCUGAUCACGAGGUAUCUGCCUCGUGUGGCAAUUGGUAGUCAGGAUAUCGUCAUUCCGUAA